This is a messenger RNA of Sorex araneus (European shrew), 692 nucleotides long. It is a transcript of the gene SMIM11, whose product is annotated as small integral membrane protein 11. The record is from RefSeq and is a predicted model, not a curated record. The transcript is spliced from 5 exons. Lineage: Eukaryota; Metazoa; Chordata; Mammalia; Eulipotyphla; Soricidae. The coding region runs from base 296 to 475 and encodes 59 amino acids.
GCGGCCCCGGCGUAUCGCGCCUGCGCAAGAAGCGGUGCAUUUCGGGACUUGUAGUUUUCCCUGCGGCCUUGUGGGCGUCGUGGUUUGGACGCCGAGGGGCACAGGAAGGAACCUACCUACGCGACCCGGAGUGGGUAUGGUCCCGACGCUCCCUGAGGGGGCCCGCCAGCGUGCAUAGCUUCUUCAUCUGGAGCUCCAGGCCUCCCACUCUUGGAGCUGAGGGCCCUGCCUGUUUCUUCCUCAGGUGCCGUGCUGAAGGGCCCCACCCCAGGGGAAGAGCCUUCCCGGGUCCAGCAUGAACUGGAAGGUCCUGGAGCACGUGCCCCUGCUGCUGUACAUCCUGGCGGCCAAGACCCUCAUCCUCUGCCUGGCCUUCGCGGGCGUCAAGAUCUACCAGCGGAGAAGGCUGGACGCCAAGCAGCAAAGCCUGGGGCCCGCCCAGAAGCAGCCGGCCGAGAAGAGGAAAGAUGACUGAGCGGCAGUGUGGGGUUCCUUUCUAGAUCUGGCCGCCGGAAUACCAACAUGGGUGGAUGCACCCCGGCAGAGCAGGAAGAGGAGAGAGACGUAAUCACUGGCCAUGUGUCCGAGGACAAGCUCCAAACGCAGAGUUGGAACUUCAAAUGAUGAGAAGUUUUAUAUGCUCGAAAAAGAGCUGGCAUUUUUAUUAAAGUAAAAUACCUUUGUACAAAGGG